GGCCGACGGGGGGCGAUGACGUCAGACCGGGUUCCGAUUGUAAUUAGCGCUGCUGCGUAGAAAGCCCGGUACAGAGAGGUUGCAUUUGGAGGUAAAAUGGCGCUGACUACUCAAGGAACAAAGAAAAAAGUUUGUUAUUAUUACGACGGUGAUGUUGGGAAUUAUUACUAUGGACAAGGGCAUCCGAUGAAACCUCACAGAAUCCGCAUGACCCAUAACCUGUUACUCAACUAUGGGUUGUACAGGAAGAUGGAGAUUUAUAGGCCUCACAAAGCUAACGCAGAAGAAAUGACCAAGUACCACAGUGACGACUACAUAAAGUUCCUGAAGUCCAUCCGCCCUGACAACAUGUCAGAGUACAGCAAACAGAUGCAGAGAUUUAAUGUGGGAGAGGACUGUCCGGUCUUUGAUGGUUUGUUUGAGUUCUGUCAGCUUUCAACUGGAGGUUCAGUUGCUGGAGCUGUAAAGUUGAAUAAGCAGCAGACGGAUAUCGCCGUCAACUGGGCAGGAGGCCUGCAUCACGCCAAGAAAUCCGAGGCGUCGGGCUUUUGCUAUGUGAACGACAUUGUUCUGGCCAUCCUGGAGUUAUUGAAAUACCACCAAAGAGUGCUCUACAUUGACAUUGAUAUCCACCAUGGUGACGGUGUUGAAGAGGCCUUCUACACCACCGACCGUGUCAUGACCGUGUCUUUUCACAAGUAUGGGGAGUACUUUCCCGGCACUGGAGACCUCAGAGACAUCGGCGCAGGAAAGGGCAAGUACUACGCUGUGAACUACCCUCUCAGGGAUGGAAUUGAUGACGAGUCCUACGAAGCCAUUUUCAAACCUAUCAUGGCCAAGGUCAUGGAGAUGUACCAGCCCAGUGCUGUUGUGCUGCAAUGUGGAGCCGACUCGCUCUCAGGGGAUCGCCUCGGCUGUUUCAACCUCACCAUUAAAGGCCAUGCGAAAUGUGUGGAGUACAUGAAGAGCUUCAACCUGCCUCUUCUGAUGCUGGGUGGUGGAGGGUACACCAUCCGCAACGUGGCUCGCUGCUGGACCUUCGAGACCGCUGUGGCUCUGGACACUACCAUCCCCAACGAGCUUCCAUACAAUGACUACUUUGAGUACUUUGGUCCUGACUUUAAACUCCAUAUCAGCCCAUCAAACAUGACCAACCAGAACACAAACGACUACCUGGAGAAGAUCAAGCAGCGGCUGUUUGAGAACCUCCGCAUGCUGCCCCACGCCCCUGGAGUUCAGAUGCAAGCAAUCCCUGAAGAUGCUGUGCAGGAGGACAGUGGGGAUGAAGAGGAAGACGACCCUGAAAAACGAAUUUCCACGCGUGCCCAUGACAAGAGGAUAGCCUGCGACGAGGAAUUCUCAGAUUCAGAAGACGAGGGCCAAGGCGGCCGCCGGAACGCAGCCAAUUUCAAGAAGUCAAAGCGGGUGAAGACCGAGGAGGAGAAGGAUGGGGAGGAGAAAGAUGUCAAAGAAGAAAAGACUUCUGAGGAGAGCAUGGACACAAAGGAGGCAAAGGAGGAAAUGAAGAGUGCGUGAGGAGCGAGCUGCCGUCGUGCAAACGCAGGCAGAGUGAAGCCAAGCCCCACCAUUGGAGGAGCUCAGCAGCCAGCUGCAAAGGACUGUAAAUUAUUUUCGGAAAUGCAUUUUACUCUUUGUGCUUUAACAACUUGAAAAGGUUUGGCAUUUACUUGAAAUGCAAUUUUUUUUUUUUUUUUUUUUUUUUUUUUUCUUCCCAGAGCCGAUUAGUUAAACUUUUGUGUAAUGUGUUCUGUUUAAAGCAAGUGUAAAUGUUUAGUUUUCUUUUUUAUUUUUAUAUGAGUUCUCCAAAAUAUGCAGGGCUCGAGGCAAAUGAUCUCAGAGAGUUCUUUACUGUUCAGGUUACUGUUAAGUUAUUUAAAUCAUGGGCAAAACUCUCUUCUCACUUGUCAUUCAAUCUUCCCUUUUUAGUAUUUUGAUAAAGAGAAUUCUGGUUAAAGCUCUACACGGCAUUCUGUACCUUUUUUAACGUUAGUGUUUUUAUUACCGUAUUAUAUUGAAUUUGAAAAAUACCCCUUAGUAGGGAAUCUGGCCUUGUGAAUGGAUUUCAGAUUUUACUAUUUGAAUAGAAUUGGUGGUUGUGACAUGCCUGUUUAUUACAAAAUUGAUUUGGUAAAGAAAUAAAGGACCGAUCUGAAAAUA
Messenger RNA from Paramormyrops kingsleyae, 2178 nucleotides. RefSeq names its product probable histone deacetylase 1-B. Lineage: Eukaryota; Metazoa; Chordata; Actinopteri; Osteoglossiformes; Mormyridae. Gene Ontology annotation, biological process: heterochromatin formation. Gene Ontology annotation, molecular function: histone deacetylase activity. The record is from RefSeq and is a predicted model, not a curated record. Gene Ontology annotation, cellular component: NuRD complex.